GGACGGCUGGAGUUAUGUAACGGAUGACAGUGUGGACAUGAUCACGUCACAGAUACCUAUCCGCCUUGUGCUAUAUUUUAACGACAUGGCUUUAACAGCCACGUACAACUUUCUUGAGUUCGAGCCCACGCCGCCCUCGCUUAGCGUGUUCGACGUCAGCGCCUGCUUUGCCGAGGCGAACAAGGUCACUUUCCAGGUCAAAUUUCCAGGCACAUAUAUCCCGGCUACGGAGGGGAGUCAGUGAUAAACUGGGCCCAGCUCGUGUUCGCCGAAAAGAUGGGCGUCUCGCUAUUGCGCGUUUCCGGCGUCCAGCUUUCUUCCGAUGACGCCAAUUUAUAUGUCACCGCCACACUGCUCGAUAAAACCUGGUUGGCAGCCCAGUUCACGGUACAGCCGGGCCGCUAUAUCGAGAUCAACACCGGCUCCAUCAUCUACAACUCGGCCAGCCCUCUCCAAUGUGCCAGCUACUGCGUCAACGACGCAGAGUUCGUCUGCAACAGCUUCGACUUCUGCACAAACGACCAGUCGUGUCACUUAAGCCCGACCCACACGGACAGCGGCACCACCAUGUCUCCCACCCCCUCCUGCUACCACUACUCAAGGACAGUGGACGGCGACACACCGCAGCUGACUAUCGCGGCUGCGUUUCAGUACCUCCGCGCCAACGUCUACAACCGUGGUCUGGUGCUCUCCAACAUCGGCCUGGGCACGUUGUUCAAGGCAAGUUCGCCGAUCCAAUGGGCGCAUCGUCCAAGAUCUUCCUGCUGGAGGCGGUGCACAAGGUGGUCAACCGGACGGGGUUGCCGCGCAUGCGAUUACAGAGGACGCGCCUCGAGCUCGACGACGACUUCGUGAACCUGUAUUCCAGCAUGGUGGAUAACACCGACCCAAUGAUGUAUUUCACGCCGAUCCCCAACAACCCUGUCCCACAGCACGUUGACAAGGUGCUGGGCGACCCCUCCACGAUACAAGAGUGCGCGCGCUCCUGCUUCCUGUACACGGGGUUUGUCUGCAAUAGUUUCUACUUCUGCGCCUCGAGCGGCCAGUGUCUGCA
This is a messenger RNA of Dreissena polymorpha, 1054 nucleotides long. RefSeq lists its product as uncharacterized. Bases 277 to 855 code for a protein of 192 amino acids. The record is from RefSeq and is a predicted model, not a curated record. The transcript has 7 exons. NCBI's taxonomy places the organism in Eukaryota, Metazoa, Mollusca, Bivalvia, Myida, Dreissenidae.